AUGCACUCUAAUAUGAAGAUCACCUGUGGAGACUUCACCUUCAAUAUGCAUCGUGUCAUCGUCUGCUCUCGAUCCACUUUUUUCGGAGCUGCUAUGCGCAAUGGAUUCAGAGCAUCAAUAAGUGGUAUCGUUGAUCUGUCUGAGGAUAAAGUCCCGAUCAUCGAGCGCGUUCUUUCUUUUCUCUACAUCCAGAAUUACGAAGAGAUCCGAGUCGGACACACCAUGGAACUAGGGAUUGAAUUGACCGAGGGGUUUAUGAAUAACAUCGACGUCUAUAUUGCCGCUGAAAAAUUUGGGAUCUCCGACUUGAAAAGGUUUUCUGGAGCGAGAAUCAAGCACUGGUUGAACGACAAUGCGAAUAUGAAGUCCAAAGCAUUUCUGAUCGCAGCAAACGAGAUCCUGGACUGUAGUCCUUCAGGCGACAUUGACCCGACGCUUCAAAAUUAUCUCGCCAAAACAAUUUCGAAGAGUUAUACUCAGUUCAUUGCCAACCAGGAAUUUAAUAUUGGCUUUCUUCAUUUGAUUCGGAAGUCUGGAAUCCUCGGAGCAUCACUUGUGGAGAAGAUGCAGACUAUCAACAAAGAGCUCGCCCUUGAAGUCGAAGACUUGGUGAUUCAAGUCGAUUGCUCGAGAGAGGGAAAUAUCCAGCUAGCCAAAAAGCUCCCAAAAACCAAAGACCGCGAAUCAGGAAGUAAAAAGGUGUAUCGAAGCCGGGGAAAUGAUAAAACCCUGCAGCAAAUCACACUACAGACAUUGCUGCAGGGCAUUCGGCGAUACCAUAGAGAGGAGGUCUCAUAUUCCAAAAAAUUACUGGAGUUUGAAUGCAUCAGAAUGCAAUAA
Molecule: messenger RNA, 840 nt
Organism: Penicillium manginii
Lineage: Eukaryota; Fungi; Ascomycota; Eurotiomycetes; Eurotiales; Aspergillaceae
Product: BTB/POZ domain-containing protein
Exons: 3
Coding region: 1-840 (279 amino acids)
Molecular function (GO): protein binding
Source: RefSeq, a predicted model, not a curated record